Messenger RNA from Diceros bicornis minor, 3176 nucleotides. RefSeq names its product LDL receptor related protein 3 (gene LRP3). The transcript is spliced from 7 exons. NCBI's taxonomy places the organism in Eukaryota, Metazoa, Chordata, Mammalia, Perissodactyla, Rhinocerotidae. Bases 180 to 2489 code for a protein of 769 amino acids. The record is from RefSeq and is a predicted model, not a curated record. Gene Ontology annotation, molecular function: protein binding. Gene Ontology annotation, cellular component: plasma membrane.
GCGGGGGUCCUCCCUGGCGGCCGCCGCUGAGCCCCCGCGGGGCCCGUGACGCCGCGGCCGAUGUGGCCCCGAGCGCUGCGGGCCUGCACCGCCGCCUCACAAAGACGCCGCCGGAGCCGCCGCCGCGGGAGCCGGAGCCCGAGCCGGGGGGCAGGAGGCGGCGCCCGCGGGGCCCCGGCAUGGAGAAGCGGGCGGGCGCGGGCCCGGAGGGGGCGCCGGGCGCCCGGGCGCAGCUCGCCGUCGUCUGCCUGGUGAACAUCGUCCUCACUGGGCGGCUCAGCAGCGCGGUUCCUGCCUUGGCCGCCUGCAGUGGGAAGCUGGAGCAGCACACAGAGCGGCGCGGCGUCAUCUACAGCCCGGCCUGGCCCCUCAACUACCCGCCCGGCACCAACUGCAGCUGGUACAUCCAGGGCGACCGUGGGGACAUGAUCACCAUCAGCUUCCGCAACUUUGACGUGGAGGAGUCUCACCAGUGCUCCCUGGACUGGCUCAUGCUGGGCCCCGCGGCCCCGCCCCACCAGGAGGCCUUCCGGCUGUGCGGCUCCGCCAUCCCGCCCGCCUUCAUCUCUGUCCGGGACCACGUCUGGAUCUUCUUCCACUCGGACGCCUCCAGCUCCGGCCAGGCCCAGGGCUUCCGUCUCUCAUACAUCCGAGGGAAGCUGGGCCAGGCCUCUUGCCAGGCAGACGAGUUCCGUUGUGACAACGGCAAGUGCCUGCCGGGCCCCUGGCAGUGCAACACCGUGGAUGAGUGUGGCGAUGGCUCUGAUGAGGGCAACUGCUCGGCACCUGCCUCUGAGCCACCGGGCAGCCUGUGCCCUGGGGGCACCUUCCCCUGCAGUGGAGCGCGCUCCACGCGCUGCCUGCCUGUGGAGCGGCGCUGUGACGGCACGCAGGACUGCGGCGACGGCUCCGAUGAGGCUGGCUGCCCCGACCUGGCGUGCGGCCGGCGGCUGGGCAGCUUCUAUGGCUCCUUUGCCUCCCCAGACCUGUUUGGAGCGGCCCGCGGGCCCUCAGACCUCCACUGCACGUGGCUGGUGGACACGCAGGACCCGCGGCGCGUGCUGCUGCAGCUGGAGCUGCGGCUGGGUUACGACGACUACGUGCAGGUGUACGAGGGCCUGGGCGAGCGGGGGGACCGCCUGCUGCAGACGCUCUCCUACCGCAGCAACCACCGGCCCGUGAGCCUUGAGGCCGCCCAGGGCCGCCUCACUGUGGCCUACCACGCCCGUGCCCGCAGCGCCGGCCACGGCUUCAACGCCACCUACCAGGUCAAGGGCUACUGCCUCCCAUGGGAGCAGCCGUGCGGGAGCAGCGGCGAGGGUGAUGAGGGUGACCCGGGCGAGCAGGGCUGCUUCUCGGAGCCCCAGCGCUGUGACGGCUGGUGGCACUGCGCCAGUGGCCGUGAUGAGCAGGGCUGCUCCGCCUGCCCGCCUGACCAGUACCCCUGCGAGGGUGGCAGCGGCCUGUGCUACGCGCCUGCCGACCGCUGCAACAACCAGAAGAGCUGCCCCGAUGGCGCCGACGAGAAGAACUGCUUCUCCUGCCAGCCUGGCACCUUCCACUGUGGCACCAACCUGUGCAUUUUUGAGACGUGGCGCUGCGACGGCCAGGAGGACUGCCAGGAUGGCAGCGACGAGCACGGCUGCCUGGCAGCGGUUCCCCGCAAGGUCAUCACGGCCGCCCUCAUCGGUAGCCUUGUCUGCGGCCUGCUGCUCGUCAUCGCCCUGGGCUGCGCCUUCAAGCUCUACUCGCUGCGCACGCAGGAGUACAGGGCCUUCGAGACCCAGAUGACGCGCCUAGAGGCUGAGUUUGUGCGGCGGGAGGCUCCCCCGUCCUACGGGCAGCUCAUCGCGCAGGGCCUCAUUCCACCCGUGGAGGACUUUCCCGUCUACAGCGCUUCCCAGGUCUCGGUGCUACAGAACCUGCGCACGGCCAUGCGACGACAGAUGCGCCGGCACGCCUCCCGCCGCGGGCCCUCCCGCCGCCGCCUCGGCCGCCUGUGGAACCGGCUCUUUCACCGGCCGCGGGCGCCGCGCGGCCAGAUCCCGCUGCUGGCCGCUGCGCGGAUCUCACAGACGGUGCUGGGCGAUGGGCUCCUCCGGCCGGCACCGGGGGCCGCCCCGGACCCCCCGGCACCCCUCACGGACACGGGCAGCCCCAGAGCAGCUGGGGACAGGCCCCCCAGUGUCCCCUGCCAUGCACCAGAGGUGGGACCUUCCGAGCUGCCCCCCUCAGGCCUGCGGGACCCGGAGUGCAGGCCAAUGGACAAGGACAGAAGGGCCUGCAGGGACACUCUGGUGGACAGCCCAGCCCCUGUGGACACGCCUUGGGAGCCCUGCUCGGCCCAGGACCCUCACUCUCUGGCCUCCUCGGCCAGCAGCACCCUAGGCCCCCACCCGCCAGAGCCACUGGGUAUCUGCGGGAGCCCCCCGCCACCCUGCUCCCCAGCGUUGGAGGCCAGUGACGACGAGGCCCUGCUGGUGUGCUGACCUGCUGGACACGCUGGUGACCGCCACAGCCCCGCUUUGUAACCAGGGAAUACACAGUCGUUCCUGCCCUGCCUCCGCAUCCUUCUUUCUUACGGGGAGACCCACCCAGAAGCCCAGCCAGCUCGCAGCAUCGGCACCCCCUCACCCCUGGUGGGCGUGGCAGGCUGGGGCUGUGGGGGCUUGACCUGGGGAGGAGGGCCGAGUGAGGAGCCCCACGGCGGGGCCCCUGUGUCCACACAGGCACCCUGGGGUCCCACUUCUACCUCCCCCACUCCAUUCUGGGAAUCCAUUUCCAGAGAAGUGGGAGGGCCGGGGCGGGGCUCUCGGGAGUGUUUUCUGUGGCUUCUCUAUUCAUUUGCCCCAUGGGGCACCCGGGCUGUGCCCAGACUGAACAGAGCGGUGGGUGGGCACAUGGACCUGUUCCAUGGUGGGUGCUCUGCUGGCAGUGAACCCUCCUCCAUUCUCCCAGCAGGCCCUGGAGGAGCUGCGCUAGGAGGCUUCUGCCCCGUCCUCAUGUCUGCAGUGUCAGCAUGGACCUGGCCAGGCGGGUGCCCUUCGCCCUCUGGCUGAGGGGUCCGUCUCCCAGGAGGGUGGGUCUGGGAAUGUGGGCCCGGGCUAGAGAAAGCCCAUGAGUUUCCUGCAGGCCGAGGCCCCUGGGAGAUGCUGCUCAGCCUUCGCAGGACAGAG